Molecule: messenger RNA, 2394 nt
Organism: Suillus subalutaceus
Lineage: Eukaryota; Fungi; Basidiomycota; Agaricomycetes; Boletales; Suillaceae
Product: WD40-repeat-containing domain protein
Exons: 19
Coding region: 1-2394 (797 amino acids)
Molecular function (GO): protein binding
Source: RefSeq, a predicted model, not a curated record
AUGUCUUCUCCUAUUGCUAUGAUAAAAAAGACGUCAGCAGUAACGCCACGAAAGACGAUGCGAGGCCAUACCGGGCGAGUAGAAGGCGUUGCGCACCUGCCAGGUGGACAGCGCAUCAUCACAUGUUCUUUCGACGGUUCACUUCGAAUAUGGGACCUAGAAAGCGGUACGCAGAUAGGUGACGAGUGGCGAGAUGAAGGGGAUGAGGCAGGAGUAAGGACGAUGGCAUUGUCUCCAGAUGGCAAGACCGUUGCCAGCGGAAGCCAGGAUGGGACAGUGACGUUGUGGGAUGUCGAGACGGAGGAGGUUGUCGUCAAAUGGAAAGGGCACUCCGAGUUCGUGAAGUCGGUAUGCUGGAGUCCAAAUGGCGAGCGAGUGGUGAGUGGAUCCUGGGACGGGACAGUAAGAGUAUGGCAUGUCGAGAGCGGAGAACACGUCCAGGGUUUGAAUCCAAUCAAGACAGGACACCAGCAAGUGUACGUGGUGAGUUACUCGCUAAAGACAACAAAGAUCGCGACAGGAGGAUACAAUGAAGAUGGAAUCAAAAUCUGGGAUGCAGAGAGGGGCGAGCUACUCUCAACAAUCAGAGACAAGUUCAAAGUGCCAGUUUGGAGCUUAACCUGGACAUCGGAUGAAAAGAAGCUUAUCGCCGGGUUGAGGAAUGGCUCGAUUAGGAUAUUCGACACUGCCACAUGGCACCAGAUUGCCUUUCUUGACGGUCACCGAAACGACCGCCUCCUUGCGAGUACAUCGUGGGAUUGUACAGCACGUCUCUGGAAUUUGGACACAAACCUCCAAAUCGGACUACCUCUCCAACACGAAAACCACGUCGAGUGUGCGGCCUUUUCCACCAAUGGAAAGCUGCUAUUCACAGCUUGUGAUGAUCAAAACGCGUACGUGUGGGACAUUCAAGCCAUCCUCAGAACAACUGGCCUAGAAGACCUCCUAUCCAUACCUGAUGCACAAAAAUCUGAACUUAAAAAGAAGUCGUUAUCAGGUGCUAAUGCUACACAACGUCCAGCUCCCCAUCGCCUGCUAGGCUUUUUUGAUGACGUGCAAGACCGUGGUCCUCCCGAUCCCAAUCUACAUCGCCGCCGUGGUGCUUUUGCACCCUCCUGGGGAUCAAAUCCACGUGUGCUUCUCACUCGCCUUCCCUUACUCUUCCGCCGUUCCCGACCCAACGUUGAUGAACCAAUUGAACUUCAGCAACGCCCAAGGCCCAGUACUUCCUCUCGUGGCAGUCCCCCCGUUGUCGAAGUUUCUGCACUAGAUGACAAGAAGUUUUCUCUACGGGCGCUGUAUACUGCUCGGCGGCCGGAACGAGCUGGCGACAAGGCGAAACGCAUCAAGAACCCCUCCGAUAGCCGUAUCAGCCCGCGCAACUCCUUUACGACCAACAUCUACGUUGGUGGUGUAUCAUCUAGCACGAACGUCAUCGCCACACGUCCACCAAGUUCGCCUCUCAUCCCCAAUAUGACCAUAAUAUCAAAUGAUUCCACUGCGUGGCCGGUCAUCAAUGCAUAUCGCUUCCGCAGCUAUUUUUUUGUUGCCGCUCUUGUUGGAGUUGCGUAUGACUGGGUAUCUUCAGCACUUACAUUCGGACAAGAGGUCGAACUGAUCUGGAGACAACGCUGGUCCCUGAUGACAAUUCUGUAUCUCAGCGUGCGCUACCUUGGAAUCUUAUUUACUGCCCUGGACAUGCUGAGCUGGAUUUCGUUCGUCGUAUGGAAUUGGACGACUGUUUUGGUAUUUGCAAUGUUGUGGGUCAUCAUCAUCACUCGGUUACAUGCCAUGUAUCAAGGAUCCAGAAAGAUCCUGAUAUUUCUCAUUGUCACCGCCCUGGCUGAGAAAAUUUUCAAUGUAGUGGUCGCCAUAAUGGCAACGAUGUAUACUUCAGGAGAGGAAUUCAUUCUUUCCGGCACCUAUCAGUGUUCGAUUAGCUACCUGGGAGAUAUCCCACUUCUGAGUCCCAUUAGUUGGAUACUCGGCACCGUGUGGGAGGUCCUCGCACUAUCUCUCGCAAUAUGGAUUGCUGUCAAACACCUCCGUGAACGGCGACGACAUUCGGCACGAGGGAUUAUCGAGGACUGUUUCACGGUGUUGAUUCAAACUCACGUGCUUUACUUUCUGAGCUUUGUAGCUGUUUCUUGCUUCCACCUCAUUAUUAACCUGUCUCCAACACUCUUAGCGGACCAAAAUUCCCUGGAAACUCAGAUUUAUUAUGGCUUGAUUCAGAUUUCAGCGGUCGUGCAGAUGUUUGUGCUAGGACCACGCCUGAUCCUUGGGGUUCGAGAAUAUCACGCUAAGCUCGUGGCCGAUUCCGACGCAGCAACUGGCAUGACCUCAAUCGCUUUCCAGGAGCGGGUGUAUAUAUCGACUGGCAAUGGUGUAUAG